AUGUCGUCUUCUUCUCGUGAGAUGGCAGAGCCGCCACGCAAGAGAGGGAGGCCUCGGAUUGCUGUCACAGAAGAGGUGGUCGAAGCUCGACGGCAGGCUAAGCAGCAGCGCAAUUCUCGUCGUGUUAGAGGUGCUAAUGCCUCGCCGGGUUCUUCAGCCGCGGCUGGAAGCCAGCAGAGCACAGCUGCUACAGCAGCCCAUGAUCAAGGGAAUGGUAUCGCUGAUUCAUCCUCAACACUAGUGGUUGGAGCGACAACAUCUGUCCCUCGGGUGCCACAACAGGGUCAGCUGCUGAACAUCCUCCACUCACAUAGACCAUUCCACCUUAUAUUUGCAGGCCCGCAUGUGGAGACCCCGCGGCAGCGUGGCUACAUUAACAAGAAAAAAAAGGAUUAUGGUAAUAUAAUAUUGGAUAUUGGACCUCAAAAUCAAGUUUGUGGGUGUUGCGAGGCACUUGUUUGGGCAGUGGAGUUUACUGGGAGACAUGUAGGCACUGGCCCUAAACCCUACUCCAUUUGUUGCGCCAAGGGAAAGGUGCUGUUGCCGCAGCUUCAGCCUACGCCACAAGAGUUGUUCCAUUUGCUCACUGGCACUCAUCGGGAGGAAAAAAUUUUCCGGGAUAAUAUUCGGAUGUACAAUAAUAUUUUUGCAUUCUGCUCUUUUGGCGGUCGUGUUGACGAGAGUAUAAACGAUGGAUCUGGACCAUAUGUGUUCAGGGUCAGCGAUCAUAUAUAUCACAGUAUGGGCUCUUUGCUACCUCCACAAGGCCGCACCCCUAAAUAUGCUCAAUUCUAUAUGUAUGAUGGGCAAGAGGCAAUUGAUCACCGCAUGAAAUUCCCGCGGCAGAAGAACGCAUUGAAUCCUCAGGUCGUUGCUAUACUGUUGCAAAUGCUUAAUCGUGAGAAUGCUCUUGUAGGGAUAUACAGACAGAUUCGGGAGCGUUGGCCAGCCUCAGAACAAAUACCUGUGAGGCUUAGACUUCUGGAAAGAAGGACAACUGAUGGUCGCUUUGUAAACCUCCCAGGUGUAAAUGAUUAUGAGUUUGCUGGCCUGGCGGUCGAUCACGACCUGGCUACCAACAGGGAUAUAGUUGUUCACUACAAAGAAGGAGGCCUGGAGAGAAUAUCUGAAUUACAUCCUUGCUUUAUGUCCUUACAAUACCCAUUGUUGUUCCCUCGAGGAGAGGAUGGCUACCGUUUAGGCAUAAAGCAUCGUAGUGUUGGCCGUCUAUUGCAGCAUGAUUACAAUGAAAUAUAUGGGGAUGAGGAUUCAUCUGGAGACAAUGGUAUCUCAGGUGAAAACAAGGGCAAUACAGUCAGCAUGAGGGAAUUCCAGGCAUUCAGAUUACAGAAUCGGGCUACAGAGGGCCACACUCUGUUGUUCGGUGGUCGACUUUUUUUGCAAUAUGUUGUUGACGCCUGGUGUUGCAUAGAACGGAGCAGACUUAAAUGGGUGGAGAGGCAUCAAUCAAUAAUUCGCUCAGACCUGUACAAAAAUAUUGUUGAUAGUGUCAGCCAUGGUGAUAUAUCUGCAGCUGAUGUGGGGAAGCGUGUGGUUUUGCCCUCGAGUUUUACAGGUGGAUACAGAUAUAUGCAGCAAAACUUUCAGGACUCAUUGGCACUAUGCAGGGAAUAUGGUCAUCCUGAUUUGUUUAUCACAUUUACUUGCAAUCCAAAGUGGGUGGAAAUACAGCGUGCAGUUGCAGAUGCCGGGUGUGGGGAUGCAUCAGUGCGGCCAGACCUUGUCGCACGUGUUUUCAAGAUGAAACUUGAUGCCAUGAUGUCUGAUUUGAUGAAAAAACACGCGUUGGGCCGAGCCAUUGCAGCUGUAUACACCAUUGAAUUCCAGAAGCGCGGCCUACCCCAUGCUCAUAUUGUCCUAUGGCUGGCUGACGGUGACAAACUACUCUCUUCCGAUGAGAUCGAUCUCGUCAUCAGCGCUGAAAUUCCGGAUAAAGAGGUUGAUCCUAUUGGCUAUGAAGCCGUUGCUCAGCUCAUGAUGCACGGCCCAUGUGGAGAGGCCAAUCCCAGCUGUCCAUGUAUGUUUAAUGGCAAAUGCAUGAAAUAUUACCCCAGGCCUUAUGCAAGCAACACUACUAUGGAUUCAGAUGGCUAUGCUCUAUAUAGAAGAAGGGAUUUGGGGCGGACAGUGGAAUGCAACAAUAUCCACCUGGAUAAUAGGCAUGUGGUGCCUUACAACCGUGGCCUGCUUGUCAAAUACCAGGCACACAUUAAUGUGGAACGGUGUAACCGAUCACAGUCAAUUAAGUAUCUCUUCAAGUAUAUAGGCAAGGGCCCUGAUAAAGCCACUGUGGUGCUAGAGCCUUCAAAUGGGAGCUCUCAAGGACCAGAUGUGACGGCGCACGCAGCACAACAGCGGCUUUUUUUCCACCUUGAGGAUGAGCAAGAGGUUAGAUUCCGCGAUGAUGAGAGCCUGCCGCAAGUUCUAGGUAGGUACAAGCCAGAUGCGACAAUGUUUAUUCAAUGGUUGUUAAAUAACCGUAGGGAUGAAUCAGGACGUGACUUAACCUUUUCCAGAUAUCCUACAAGGUAUCGUUGGGACAGUGCCGGUAAAUUUUGGGCUCGUCGUAGGCAAAAUGUAAAUGUCGUUGGGCGCAUGGUGUAUGCGCACCCAGCCAGUGGUGAGAGAUUCUAUAUGCGGCUCCUGCUGAAUCUUGUGGCUGGUGCCACCAGUUUUGAGGCCAUUAGAACUGUUGAUGGAAUCAUUUACCCGACAUACAGGGAGGCCUGCUUCCAUAGAGGUCUGCUGGAAUCUGACAAUGAAUGGCAUGUCGCCCUUGAUGAUGCAUCCAGCUAUGCUACUGCGCCGCACCUCAGGGAGUUAUUUGUCACUAUGUUGCUAUUCUGUGAAGUGAGCGACCCAUCAGCCCUGUGGGAUAGGCACUGGAGUGACCUAGCCGAUGAUGUUGAAUACAACCAAAGAAAGCUUUUGCAUUUGCCAACACUUAUGCUUUCUGAUCUUGACAAACAGACACUUGCACUUGAGGCGAUUAACAACUUGCUCAAUCAGCAUGGAAAGUCAUUGGCAGACUUCCCUGGACUCCCAGAAAUUGAUAGGGGAACAACAUAUAAGUUUAGCAACCGGCUUGUGCUAGAAGAAAUGAUGUAUGACUGUCAGGCUUUGGAAAUAGAUGCAACAGAGCGCAUUGGGCGCCUAAACAGCAUGCAGCAUUUAAUAUUCGAGAAAGUUGUGCAGUCUGUCAAUUCAUGUUCAGGUGGUUUCUAUUUUGUUUAUGGGCAUGGUGGCACUGGAAAGACUUUCUUGUGGUCAACCAUAAUAUGUAAGCUCAGGAGUGAGGGCCAUAUAGUUCUAGCAGUUGCUACCUCAGGCAUCGCAUCAUUGCUUAUUGAGGGUGGAAGAACAGCACAUUCCCGAUUUAGGAUUCCAAUAGACAUAAAUGAGUCCAGCACAUGUGAAAUUAGAAAGAAUACUCAUCUUGCUGAGUUGAUAUGUAAAGCUAGCCUUGUCAUAUGGGAUGAGGCCCCAAUGACACACCGUUUUAUUUUCGAGGCCGUCGAUAGGACUUUUCGCGAUGUCCGGGGAAUUGUGAAUCCCAAUGCUAAAAACUUACCUUUCGGUGGUCUCACUGUGGUACUUGGUGGAGACUUUAGGCAGGUGCUCCCGGUGGUUCCGAAAGAAGGUCGUGAAGGGAUUGUUGCCGCGAGCAUAAGCAAGUCUUAUUUAUGGCAGGAAUGUAAGGUUUUCACAUUGGUGGAAAACAUGCGCGUUCAAAGAAAUAUACCACCCAUAACAUUAGAUGGAAAAGUGAUGGAUUUUAGAGAUUGGAUCUUGGACAUUGGUAAUGGGGUGCAGCAAACGUACGACCUUGCAGGCAAUGGUGACUCCUCAUGGAUCAAGAUCCCAAAAGAGAAAACCAUCAUUUACACAUGGCAAUCACCUCUUACUUAUACAGUUUCACUUCUGCAGUUGCAGGUAUCCUAUUCUGGAGACCCAAUCAAGGCAAUUGUUAAUGAAAUCUAUGGCGGCCUAGAAGAGAGACAUAGCAGCAUUGAUUACUUGCGUGAGCGAGCCAUACUCACACCUUUAAACGAAUAUGUGGACAAGAUUAACCGCGAGGUGCUAAGCAGGUUACCAGACACACCUGCGGUCUAUAAAAGCUCUGAUAGCGUUUGCAAAGGUUCUUCCGGUAAUGCCUUUGACGAUAUCCUUUAUCCUCCUGAAUACUUAAAUUCCUUGAAAUUCAGCGGAGUCCCUAACCAUGAGCUUCAACUUAAAGUAGGGACCCCCAUAAUGAUUCUGCGAAAUCUUAACCCAAAAAAGGGAUUGUGCAAUGGGACCAGGCUGAUUGUCACACGGUGCUAUAAAUUUCUCCUAGAGGCUCUAAUUAUAACAGGAAAUAAAAUCGGCGAGAAGACAUACAUCCCCAGGAUAUGCAUGACCCCAGCAGACAAAACACUCCCCUUUACUCUGAAAAGAAAGCAAUUCCCAAUUGGUAUUUGUUAUGCCAUGACCAUUAAUAAGAGCCAAGGGCAGACAAUGAAGCACGUUGGCCUAUUUCUGCCUGACCCUGCAUUCAGCCAUGGUCAAAUCUACGUGGCGAUAUCAAGAGUAACCUCGCCCACUGGGCUCAGAAUUCUUUGUGUUAAUGAAGAUGACAGGUAUGCUGGUUAUACAAAAAAUGUGGUCUACCAUGAAAUAUUCAACGAUAUUGUUCCCAUCGACCCAACUCAUACUGAGCCAUUCACUGCUUCUUCAUGA
Messenger RNA from Daucus carota subsp. sativus, 4740 nucleotides. RefSeq lists its product as uncharacterized. Gene Ontology annotation, molecular function: DNA helicase activity. Gene Ontology annotation, biological process: DNA repair; telomere maintenance. The transcript is spliced from 9 exons. Lineage: Eukaryota; Viridiplantae; Streptophyta; Magnoliopsida; Apiales; Apiaceae. Bases 1 to 4740 code for a protein of 1579 amino acids. The record is from RefSeq and is a predicted model, not a curated record.